AAUUUCCAAUAAAAUUUCAAAAUGGGUGAUGAAUUCGAUGGUUGCGAGUGUGUUUGGUCUCACGAAUUGGCUAUGCAAAGGCUAUUGAACUUUAUACGUCAAAAUCAAAACGAAUGUACGGAUACGCAUUGUAUAGAUGUUACAGGUCGUUUAACACAAAAUACACCUUCGACCACAGGUGGAGAAGAUAAUAAUUUUACUAUGAUGACAAUGGUUAUGAUUUUUGCCUUGAUUAUGUAUUUAAUAAGACCUGAAUCAAUUAUGAAAUUGACCAAUACUAAACGUCGUGGUCAUGGUCCUAACAAUGGAGGCAACGGAGGCUCAAAUCAACCGCCACCACCUUCACCGCCGGCGGUGAAUUAAGUUUUUCUUAUUUUGACAACAAUUCCUGUAAAACAUUUCAUUUUUAUAUACACUUAUUAAUAUUGGUACUAAUUACAUACAAAAUAUAUGCAGAAAAAAAGCAUACAAAAUUAUAUAAAUAGAUAAGUAGUAGUACCUACAUAUAAUUUUGUAUGAUGUAUGUAUGUAUAAUUUUAUAAUUUAUAUUUUCUAUUAAAAAAAAAUUGGUUUAUAGCAAAACAAAAAUCGAAUAACAUAUAAUAAAAACAUGGAAUUUAGCUAACUAUGUAUAUUAAAAAAAAACAAAAUUUUGAAAAUAUAAUAAAUAUUUGCAAAGCUGAAAAGAUAA
Molecule: messenger RNA, 691 nt
Organism: Calliphora vicina (urban bluebottle blowfly)
Lineage: Eukaryota; Metazoa; Arthropoda; Insecta; Diptera; Calliphoridae
Product: small integral membrane protein 14
Exons: 3
Coding region: 22-363 (113 amino acids)
Cellular component (GO): endoplasmic reticulum
Source: RefSeq, a predicted model, not a curated record